AUGGAUGACCUGAGCAUCAACAUUUCUGGUCUGGCCCCAGGUGCGGCUCGCACCAUCCAGGCCCUCGGGCGGAAACCUGCGUCGGACCGUCCUUCAAAGAGGAAGGCGAAGCCUUUGACAGGGCGGAAGAAGAACCCGACAGAGAGGCUCCAGGAAAAGGAGCCACCCUCCACAGCCUCCCGCGCGAAGCGGAAGCGCGAGGCGAAGGAGGCGCCUGAAACACGGCAGCCGAAGAAGAAAGAGCCGAAGCCUUCCAAGCAAUCGAAGGUCCUCGAGGCCUGGGAGAGGACCAAAAAGGCCACGGUUCCUAAGGCCGCCGCCACAGACGCGAAGGCGAAGGCGGCUAAGAAGGCCGUGAGGAAACCCCUGCGUCCGCCAGCGUCCGAUGCUACGUCGCCUCCCAAGAAGCCCAAGAUCCGUGAGCGCCGUGAAAAGCGUGAAGGUCCCCGAAAGGCUGCGGAACUCAAAGAGAGCGGCAUCGUCUCGGAGACGGCUUUUGCGGCCUUGAAGCUGCAUGAGUCCUUACUUCGGCAGCUUCAAUAUCUGGGCUUUAGAGACUGCACGCCCAUCCAAGCGCUCGCCGUGCCUCGGGCCUUGACGGGCAAGAGGGAUGUACUGCUGCGGGCCCCGACAGGCUCAGGCAAGACUUUGGCUUUCUUGCUGCCGGUCUUGCACCAAUUGCUGGUGACUCCGGGUGGCCUAGACCGCAGGAAGGGCACGCUGGCCACGGUCCUGUCACCCACCAAAGAACUGGCACUCCAGACGCUGAAGGUUGCAUCUGAUCUCGCUCGGAUGAUGCCUUCCCUGGUCUGUGGAGCGGUGGCAGGUGGAGAGAAGCCCAAGAGCGAGAAAGCCCGCAUCCGCAAAGGUCUCGUGCUCCUUUGCGCGACUCCGGGGCGCUUGGCAUACCACCUCGAGCACACAGCCACCUUCGUUGUCCGCAACAUCCGGUGCCUUGUGUUGGAUGAGGCAGAUCGGCUUCUGGAUAUGGGCUUUGAGCCACAGAUACGGUCCAUUCACAAGAAGAUCCUGGAAGCUGCCAAGGAGGGCGAGAAUGCCGAAAGCCCCACGGGAUCAGUGCAGACGCUGCUGGUGUCCGCAACUCUGGUUCCCGCGGUGCAGCAGCUUGCUGAUUUCUGCCUGCGCCCGAAAGCCUUCUGGGCAGAUGCAGAGGCACAUGCGAAGGAAGAGGUGGAGACCGGCACAGUGGCCGUCGGUCAAGAGCUGAACUUCUUGGCCCCCUCCACCCUGACACAAUGGUACUGCAUAGUUCCAGGGAAGGAGCGGCUCGCGGCCCUCUUUGCUGCGAUCUUGUCCCGGGUCGGUGAGAAGAAGUCCAUCAUCUUCUUCUCCACGGGAGCUUCGGUGGACUUCCACUGCGACCUGCUGCAGGACGCGGCCUGGCCGUCACGCAGCGGCGGAAGGAGGAAAACGAGGGAAGACUACGGGGCUCAGCCGGCCAUCAAGAAGCUGCAGGGCCGCUUCGUAGGCCUUGCGAAAGAUGCCAAGCUCCUUCAAAAGGAGGACGAGGACGAGGAGGAAGAGGAGGAGGAGGAAGCGGCUGAAGAUCUUCACCGCCAGAAUGAAGAGAAGAUGUUUGCGAAGACGAAGAUCUUCAAGCUGCAUGGAAGCCUCUCCAAAGAAGAGCGUGCUGGCUACAUUCGGGAUUUCCUGCAAAUCCCUGGAGGAGUGCUUCUUGCAAGCGACGCAGCAUCGCGCGGCCUCGACUUCCCGCAGAUCGACUGGAUCAUCCAGUACGACCCCCCGCAGAGGACCGAGGAGUAUUUGCACCGCGUUGGUCGCACAGCCCGCAUCGGCCAGCAGGGAAGCGCUUUGCUCUUCCUGCAGCCCAGUGAGCUUGGCUUCCUGGACGUCCUCAGAAGCCGAAACCUCACGGACCUCCGGGAGAUGCAGCUCGAG
Molecule: messenger RNA, 1920 nt
Organism: Symbiodinium necroappetens
Lineage: Eukaryota; Dinophyceae; Suessiales; Symbiodiniaceae
Source: the annotation of a GenBank genome assembly